Spodoptera exigua (beet armyworm) is the source of this 1116-nucleotide messenger RNA. The record is from the annotation of a GenBank genome assembly. Lineage: Eukaryota; Metazoa; Arthropoda; Insecta; Lepidoptera; Noctuidae.
AUGGGGUUUCUUUUACAAAUCACAAGAUUCCUCACUGCUCCUCAAUCUUUAGUAGUCUUUACGGACAUAAAAUUAGUGACAGAGGUCGACUGUGGUGCAGUCUUGCAGCCUGACGCUGCAGAUCACAAAGCCUGUGGUGUGACCAGGACGUAUUCAUCCCUCGCAGUCUCUCUACUGCCUCUGCGAUCUGAACCAACGCAGAAUUUCAAUAACAUGAACAAAGAAACUCGUGGAUCAUACAGUGGUCAGCAGGGCGGUGCCAAGUCAGGACUGGGAGGAAAGGGAAGUUACUUGGAAAAUGGCUUAAGAUUUCUUUUUAAACCAAACUUCGUGAGACCGCCAGGUCUAGUGGGAGCUCCAGGUAUAGUGAGAGUACCAGGAGGUAUCUUAUAUGUCCCAGCCAGUGUCGUGAGUACACCUGCUGGUAUUAUGAGGCCACCGCCUGAUAUCAUGAGAGCAUCGAGUGGCUUAGGUGUCGAAAGUCUACAGAUCCGGCCAAUCAAGGCAUGGAGAGGACCGGGAGUAGGACAAGGACUAGGCGGCGUUGAGAAAGAUGGGGUCAUAACCCCAAGCAGGCCCUAUGACGUCGGGAAAAUCAACACAGUACCAGACUGGAUCGAGAGGCGACCGGGAAGUGUAGAGAAACUAGAUACCCUUGAGAUAAAACCAGGUGGCAGUCAGACAGAACCAAGCCACAUUGGGAGAGGCCAUGGCAGCAAGCCGCUAGGAUUAGAAUUCGGAUUCAACGGGAAGAAAAGCCGAAUGUCGUCACUGCGCGAACCACACCACGAGGCUUUUUUGUUUCUCUCGCUCUGCAUCAUGGCCUGGAUCAAGGUACCAGCAGGGCAUACCGUCACCGUAUGCUUCACCAUGGUGACGACCAUGGUGGUCUUGGUCCAGACAAUGGCGCAAAGCGAGAGGAAUAAGGAAGCCACUAAUUCUGCGUGCGCAUCAAGUAAAGAUACUCUUCACGACAGAAGACACUCUAGGCAUCGGGGAUUGCGACAAUCUCAUAUGAUCAGAACCAAAUCGAGCGUACUGCUCUUAAAGAAUCAUCAAACGACUAGAGAUGGGGCCCAUUUGGGUCGAUACCCAGCCAGCCUUCUGGUCAUGUGA